Messenger RNA from Cavia porcellus (domestic guinea pig), 1874 nucleotides. RefSeq names its product NOP2/Sun RNA methyltransferase 5 (gene Nsun5). Gene Ontology annotation, cellular component: nucleolus. Gene Ontology annotation, biological process: rRNA base methylation. Gene Ontology annotation, molecular function: RNA methyltransferase activity. The record is from RefSeq and is a predicted model, not a curated record. The transcript is spliced from 11 exons. Bases 16 to 1440 code for a protein of 474 amino acids. Lineage: Eukaryota; Metazoa; Chordata; Mammalia; Rodentia; Caviidae.
GCGCCGUAAGUGCGCAUGGGAUUGGGAGCAUGGCGUUGUACGCGGCGGCUGCGGCGGUACUCGCUGGGGUGGAAAACCGCCAGGGCUCCCUCAAGGGCUUGGUAUACGCUAGCAACUUCCAGUGUGUCUCUCCCUUCGGUGAUGCAGAACGUGAAGCAGCUGUACGCGCUCGUGUGCGAGACGCAGCGCUACUCGGCCGUGCUGGACGCCGUGAUCGCCAGCGCCGGCCUCCUCCGUGCUGAGAAGAAGCUGCGGCCGCAUCUAGCCAAGGUGCUGGUGUUCGAGUUGUUGCUGGGAAAGGGCUUUCGAGGGGGCGGGGGCCGUUGGAAGCCUCUGCUCGCCCGGCACCAGGCGAGGCUCAAGGCCGAGUUGGCAAGGCUCAAGGUUCACCGCGGUGUGAGCAGGAACGAGGACCUGUUGGAAGUGGGGUCCAAGCUGGGCCCAGCCUCCCAGGUGCCUCGUUUCGUGCGUGUGAACACUCUCAAGACCUGCCCCGAUGAUGUGGUGGAUUACUUCAAGAGGCAAGGUUUCUCUUACCAGGGUCGGGCUUCCAGCCUUGAAGAGCUCCGGGCCCUCAAAGGGAAGCACUUUGCUCUGGAUCUCUUGUUGCCUGAGUUGCUUGUGUUUCCUGCGCAAACAGAUCUGCAUGAACACCCGCUAUACCAGGCGGGUCACCUCAUCCUGCAAGACAAGGCCAGCUGCCUCCCAGCCAUGCUCCUGGCCCCGCCACCUGGCUCCCAUGUCAUUGAUGCAUGUGCCGCCCCAGGCAACAAGACCAGUCACCUGGCAGCUAUUCUGAAGAACCAAGGGAAGAUCUUUGCCUUUGACCUGGACGCCAAACGGCUGGCGUCUAUGGCUACUCUGCUGGCCCGCGCUGGAGUCUCUUGCUGUGAGUUGGCUGAGGAGGACUUUCUGGCAGUGUCACCCUCGGAUACACGUUACGCGCAGGUCCAGUACAUCCUGUUGGACCCCUCCUGCAGUGGCUCUGGCAUGCUGAGCCGGCAGCUGGAGGAGCCUGCAGCAGAGCCCCCCAGCAAGGAGCGGCUGUGCGCUCUGUCAGCAUUCCAGCUGCGAGUGCUGCGCCACGCGCUCUCGUUCCCUGCCCUGCAGCGCCUUGUCUACUCCACGUGCUCCCUGUGCCAAGAGGAGAACGAGGACGUGGUCCGGGAUGCCCUGCAGCAGAGCCUAAGGCCCUUUCGGCUGGUACCCAUCCUGCCCUCCUGGCCACACCGAGGCCUUGACACCUUUCCAGGAGCUGAACACUGCCUCCGCGCCUCCCCCGAGACCACGCUCACUGGUGGUUUCUUCGUUGCUGUGAUUGAAAGGGCAGAGGUGCUGAGCUCAGCCUCACUGGCUGAAGUGCCGACGCCAGCACCUGUGCCCAGCCCAGUGCCCAAGAGGAAGAGGCGGCGGAAAGCAGUGGCCAGCGAGGGCACAUAGCAGGCAGCAGGAACCAACUCUCAUCUGUGACAGGAAGCGCCGCGCACGUCCUCGCGCACACGCCAGGCGCCCGAGGUAGCUGGCUCAGCGUGCACGGCCAAGAGCCCCGAUGCAAGGCCGGGGUGAGGCUUCGCUGCUGGACCCUUGUCCACCCUGACAGGUUCUGGGCCUUGCGCUCUUCCCACAUUCAACCUCAGUCACUAGGGGAGGGGACUAGUUACACCUACGUCACAUUAUUUAUAAAAUGAGGAUUAAGUUUGUAUAAUCCAGAAGGAGCUCCAGCGGACCCCUUCUCCACACAGGCAUAACUUAACAAUACAGCUACUCUCUAUUUCAUAGCAUUUAUACUUAACCACCUCAGUGAACCAAGCUUGAAGGAAUUUAAAAGGCAAUUUAGCUUAAAUACAAAAAUAAAUUUUUAUUUUGUUAAAAAA